AUGCCAUACAUUGCGCCGGUAAAGAAGUUGCUCUCCGCGCAGCACAUUGAAUACUCCCCCACCGAGCCCAUAGAGCGGCCAGGUUUGGUUCGCUCCCCGACACGGGCUCGUCCACAUUCUGCUACUCGUCCUCGGAGGAACCCUUCGAACACCAAACCGACAGUGCAUUCCUCUCCAGAACCCCCGGCUCGGGCCCUCCCCUCCAUUGAUCCACAUGCCAGUCUCCGCCAGUCCCCACCGCCGAUAAGCAAUGCGAUCCUCCCUCCCGGGGCGGUAAUCUCACCUCCUGAGUCCGGCCCAAACUCAAGUGAUGAAGAAUCACCACGCCGACGCGGCGACGGUGUCAGGUACGACGAGCUGCAGGCUGCUGUUCGAUCAAUCAAAGUAAGGAGGGAGAGUUCACCGGAAAGAAUGGGUUCGUCUGAAACACCGGAGCGGCUCUCGUCGAGUGCGCCGACCACUCGCCCCAAGCUCCCUCACCUACCAUUGUCCAAAGAAGCUCGCAAGAUCACUCACUCUCGAUCAUCCACUGAAACCGCCAUCGAGUUGACUCGGGAGUUGACUCGGGAAUCGGCAUUGACUAGCUCGCCCGACGAAAGUGACGAGGAGAUGUCGUGCAAGCCCCUGAUGGUCCGUAAGAAGUCAGGUGAGCUGGUUCGACCUGCUCUCCGCCCCUCUUCGGCCAGACGACGACCAUCUAGCAUGCCCGGUACUCCCGUCUAUUCGAAGGCUGUGCAUUUCGACUCUCACUUGGAGCAUAUCCGUCACUUCCUCCAGCUGGACCGGCCAUUGGCUGUCAGCACCGAAACGUCUCCAGUCGAAAACCACGACAACAAGCACGAGUUCCCCUUUGACUCUUCGGAUGCGCGCGGUCGGUCGUGGGAAUGGGAGAUCAAGCUCUCCAAUUGGCCCAAGGAUACCUCAUCAGCUGCCACUCGCCCGGUGCGCCUUGAGCGGUUGUUCUUGUCGGCUGAUAAGAGCACUCUGAUCGGAAAUGUCGCAGUGGCCAAUCUUGCUUUCCACAAGAGUGUGACCGCUCGGUUCACGCUGGACUACUGGAGAACUACCUCGGAGGUUGCAGCGGCAUACUGCCACGAUGUUCGCCGCCAGCAAGCAGCGGACGGGUUCGAUCGCUUUUCGUUCGACCUGAAGUUGGAUGAUCAGGCCAACCUGGAGACCAAGACCAUGUUCAUGUGCAUCCGCUACAACGUGGAUGGACAGGAAUAUUGGGACAACAAUGGUUCGGUAAACUAUCAGAUUGAUUUCCACAAAGUGCCCAAGAUCCAUAAGCCUGCAGGCGGAAAACCUGCUCUUCCGCGCAGUCGAUCCUUCACCAGCAUCCAUAACAUUCGACCCCAGUCUAUGCCGCCCAACUAUGAUUUCCCCGACCUUAGCGACAAGAAGUUCAACGACAAGAAGUCUUUCACAUCCCUUUUCGAUGAUGCCGAUGGUGCGCCCUUGGCUCGCAUGCCGUCGGAUGAUAUUGAUACGGUCGCACCCCCCAAGCGUCGUGAAAACCCGAACCGCCAGGCAUUUGGCAACCGAUACGACUUUGGAGCGUCGUUAUCGGCUGCUAUUCGGUCAAAGGCGCCCCUGGAUCGGACCGCUCUGACUGCCCGUGCGAAAUCUGGGGAGGCCGUGGUGCCGGAGACUCCCAAACCGGCCAAGAAAACCCCCAGCUUCGAGCUGGGCAAUGGCUCUGCAGUGAACGAUAGCUUCCGCCCCGGAGGUCGUGUGGAUCAGAAACCUUCCUCCUUGGUAUCUAGCAAGCCACAGCUUGAGUCUUCCGUGUACCAGGAACUGGUUGAUAAGUACUGCUUUUAUGGAUCUCCGCAAGGAUCGACCCCGAAGGCACAACCAUCGAUCUCGAACGCUCGUGCAGGCGAGGCCCCGAAGCAUGUCUCUUCCCCAGCCUGUAUCUCGCCGCCUCUGUCUCCUCGCUCUCUUGCUCCUCGCGAUUCUCCUGUCGUCGAGGCCCCCCGGGCUUCUGUGAGCCCGCGCACCUCCCCGCGGCCCUCAACCUCCCCUAUGGGGUUUCGCCACUCUUUCCACCACAACUUCAUGAAUGAACCUCACUCUCCAACAGUCAUUAGAGGUAUCAAUGUCGCUCGCCGCAGGAAAACGCGGGCUCGCCGAUGCCUGGUAGACGCGCUGGAAACCGACCCUUCCUAA
This is a messenger RNA of Penicillium roqueforti, 2172 nucleotides long. Its product is annotated as protein phosphatase regulator GAC1. Gene Ontology annotation, biological process: regulation of glycogen biosynthetic process. Bases 1 to 2172 code for a protein of 723 amino acids. Gene Ontology annotation, molecular function: protein phosphatase 1 binding; glycogen binding. Gene Ontology annotation, cellular component: protein phosphatase type 1 complex. The transcript is spliced from 3 exons. The record is from RefSeq and is a predicted model, not a curated record. Lineage: Eukaryota; Fungi; Ascomycota; Eurotiomycetes; Eurotiales; Aspergillaceae.